AUGCGAGCUCGUCCCGGUAAGAAGGCGGAGGAGGGAUACGCACGAGCUGAUCUCACCCCUGCUCUUCUUCUCAGCUUUAUUGUAUCAUCGAAGUUACCGACACACUCCACAGAGCAAAUUAUUGUCUCCAGUGGUCAAUCACUUGUCAAUCUACCUGCCUUUGAAUCUCCCACGCAUUCCAAAUCUUCAUCUUCUUCUUCUACAUCCAUUACUCCACCUCCCCGAGUUAAAGAUUCAAAUCUUCCCCGUCAAAUACCUGUCAAAUUGGAUGUUUAA
Molecule: messenger RNA, 276 nt
Organism: Rodentolepis nana
Lineage: Eukaryota; Metazoa; Platyhelminthes; Cestoda; Cyclophyllidea; Hymenolepididae
Source: the annotation of a GenBank genome assembly